CACCAGCCUGCGUUUCCCUCUAUUAUUUUCCACUCAGUUUCUCGCAGUUUAAAAUGGCGGCGUUGAGCAGCGCCGAGUCCCCACCGCCCGUCUUUAACGGAGACACCGUGGAGCGGGAGCCGGGCAGGGAGCGGGGCCUGGAGGAGCUGGGUGCCGGGCUGGACUCCUCCUGCACGUCGGGGAUCCCCGGAGGUCCGCAGGAUGAGGAGAUCUGGAAUAUCAAACAGAUGAUUAAGUUGACACAAGAACACUUAGAGGCCCUUCUGGACAAGUUUGGAGGAGAACACAAUCCUCCUUCCAUAUAUCUAGAGGCCUAUGAGGAGUACACCAGUAAACUGGACGCCCUGCAGCAGAGGGAGCAGCAGCUGCUGGAGGCCAUGGGCAAUGGUACAGACUUCUCCUGCUCUCCUUCUCCUGUGCCAGCCCUUCUGGAGGUCAAGAUGGGAGGUUGUGGGGUUGGGGGUGGGGCCCAGGCCUUUCCAUCUGCCCCCAACACCUUGGCUGUCCUGCAGACCCCUACUGACGCCAGCCGAGCCAACCCUCGCUCCCCCCAGAAGCCCAUCGUCAGGGUCUUCCUGCCCAACAAACAGAGAACAGUGGUCCCGGCCCGCUGUGGGAUGACUGUGAGAGACUCGCUGAAGAAAGCUCUGAUGAUGCGAGGCCUCAUUCCAGAGUGCUGUGCAGUGUACAGGAUACAAGAUGGAGAGAAGAAACCAAUUGGGUGGGACACAGACAUCUCCUGGCUGACAGGAGAGGAGUUACAUGUAGAAGUGUUGGAGAAUGUUCCGCUCACCACACACAACUUUGUGAGGAAGACCUUCUUCACUCUGGCCUUCUGUGACUUCUGCAGAAAGCUGCUGUUCCAGGGUUUCCGCUGCCAGACCUGUGGCUACAAGUUCCACCAGCGCUGCAGCACCGAGGUUCCUCUCAUGUGUGUCAACUACGACCAACUAGACUUGUUGCUAGUGUCCAAGUUCUUCGAGCAUCACCCGUUUACCCAGGAGGAGGUCUCCUCAGAGGGAACCACCCCCGUGUCUGAGGCCUGUCCAUCACUCCCCCCAUCUGACUCCACCGGGUCUAUAUGCCACACCACUGUGUCCCCGUCCAAGUCCAUACCCAUCCCGCCCAGUUUCCGGCCCAAUGAAGAGGACCACCGCAACCAGUUUGGCCAGCGGGACCGUUCGUCCUCCGCUCCCAACGUCCAUAUCAAUACCAUCGAGCCUGUCAACAUUGAUGACCUGAUUCGAGAUCAGGGCUUGCCAAGGUCAGAUGGAGCCCCCCCGACCCACCCCGCCCGCUGCUUGAGGAAGCACCGAACACGGACCUCAAGCCCCCUCCUAUACUCCUACCCCAAUGACAUAGUGUUUGAUUUUGAGCCCGAGCCUGUUUUCCGAGGCUCCACCACAGGGCUGUCGGCCACGCCUCCCGCCUCUUUACCUGGCUCUCUGACCAAUGUCAAGGUUCCACAGAAGUCGCCGUGCCCGCAGAGGGAGCGCAAGUCGUCGUCCUCGUCUGAGGACCGCAAUAAGAUGAAAACCCUGGGGAGAAGGGACUCCAGUGAUGACUGGGAAAUCCCUGAGGGUCAGAUCACUCUGGGUCAGAGGAUAGGCUCUGGAUCCUUUGGAACUGUCUUCAAGGGAAAGUGGCAUGGGGACGUGGCGGUGAAGAUGUUGAAUGUCACCGCUCCCACACCACAGCAGCUUCAGGCCUUCAAGAAUGAAGUGGGAGUCCUCAGGAAAACGCGUCAUGUGAACAUCCUGCUGUUCAUGGGCUACACCACCAAGCCUCAGCUGGCCAUCGUGACCCAGUGGUGUGAAGGCUCCAGUCUGUACCACCACCUGCACAUCAUCGAGACCAAGUUUGAGAUGAUCAAGCUGAUUGACAUCGCCCGGCAGACCGCUCAGGGCAUGGAUUACCUGCACGCCAAAUCAAUCAUCCACAGAGAUCUGAAGAGCAACAAUAUUUUCCUCCACGAGGAUCUGACAGUGAAAAUUGGGGACUUUGGUCUGGCUACAGUCAAGUCCCGCUGGAGUGGCUCCCACCAGUUUGAACAGCUGUCUGGCUCUAUACUGUGGAUGGCUCCAGAGGUGAUCCGGCUGCAGGACAAGAAUCCCUACAGCUUUCAGUCGGACGUCUACGCGUUUGGCAUCGUCCUGUACGAGCUCAUGUCAGGAGCACUGCCCUACUCCAACAUUAACAACAGAGACCAGAUCAUAUUUAUGGUAGGUCGAGGUUACCUGUCUCCUGACCUCAGCAAGGUGCGCAGCAACUGUCCAAAGGCCAUGAAGAGACUGAUGGCCGACUGCCUGAAGAAGAAGAGAGAGGAGCGGCCUCUCUUCCCUCAGAUCUUGGCGUCCAUCGAGCUGCUUGCUCGCUCAUUACCCAAAAUCCACCGCAGCGCCUCAGAGCCUUCGCUAAACCGAGCUGGCUUUCAGACGGAGGACUUCAGCUUGUACGCCUGCGCCUCACCCAAAACCCCCAUCCAGGCCGGGGGCUAUGGGGAAUUUUCGGCAUUUAAGUAAGUGCUGCAGAUCCCACCAGUCCAUCCCUCGUCACUUCUCAAAAGUCUCGUGUCCAUGCGGUGGAUUCAUUCAUUACUGAAAAAACUGAAAAAAUUGUCUCAAAGAAUGUGCUUUUUUCUUCCUCUGUCCACCUGAAGAAGGCGGCCUCACUGGAGUCCUUCCAACAAAAUGCUGUCCAGCAGGCAAACAGCCACAGCGACAGACAAAACUGAAUUAGGAAAAAUGAAAAUUAAAAAAAAGAAAAGAAAAAAAAGAAACUUGAAUCUCACAAAAAGAAAGAAAAAAUGACACAAAGAUAUCCAUACUAAAACGGUUUUGAGGAGGAGACGGCAUACUGCCUGCUGGAGGGAGAAGAUGAAGGCAAAAGGGAGGAGAGACGGAGGUGAAACGUCAACAGAAGUCUGGGCUUAAGGCGCCACUCGUCCCAUCAUUUCCUGCGCGAGUGAAGAUGGAGGCCGCUGAACUGCUCUUUGAGCGCCGGCAGAAACGGGGCCUGUGGAAGGAGAAGAGGCCUCCCGUCCGUCGGGUGAGAUAGAAGGCCGGGCGUCAGCCAGCCGACCCCGAGAUGAGCUGGAGGUUACUCGGCAGGGUUUUAACCCCUGAAGGAAGCUGACUUGAAAGAUAGAUCUAUUUUUAUUUUUUAAUUUCUCAUGUUUCAGAUUUUAGCUAGCACUUGCUAGAAAUGCUGAGCUUUUUUUUUGUCAUUUGUUACUUUUGAAGAGAUGGUAGCUAUUUUAGAAGAAAGCUUUCCUUCCGGUCAUGCAGCACAGGCCCUUUGCUUUUUUUUGUCUUUGUGGGCUCGAUGCUGACCAAAAUUCUGCAAAAUACUGUAUUUUGCCUUCUUGUUGGCCUCCGACAAAUUCAACACCAGUGAGGAAACUGCAACAGAUGUUUAUCAACGAACAGAUUCUGCUCUACCUUUUCAAAAAUUUCAAAAUAAAAGCUGGAGAGAAGUGGUUCUCUCCAUAGAUUUUCGGUAGAAAAGUCCAGAGCCUGUGCUUUUCCACCAACAAGAGGAUGCUCAUUUGUUCGGCGAUGAAAGCAACAAGAGAGGGAUUUUUUCAUUUUGUUUAAAAAGCUUGGUCUAAGCCAACAAAUGAGAUGAUUAGCAUUCUCUAGAGGUGUUGAUUGUGCUCCGUGACGCUCUACCUUAUCGAAGGAUUUCAUGUUAAUGUGAAAGCAGCCGAAGUGAUUUUUCAGUGGGAAAAGUUUGACAUGUUCUGGAGCUGUUCACAGCGAGGAAAACUGCAGAUUUGUUUGGUGAUGGAAGCCACACGAGAGGGGUUUCUUCUUCUGUUUUAAGAGCCUGGUGUAAGCCAAGCUAGUGCCCAGCAUUUACACUGAGCUAAGGAGUGUGUACAGUAAGUUGUUACACAGCAUCUUUAAAGCUUUUCCUUUGCUUCUCAUGUUUUUUUCCACAAAACCCAGCCUUUUUUUGUGAUACCAAGUGCAUGUCGUGUCAUUUUCCCUUUUUUUUUUCUCUUCCCUAUUUUGAUCAUGUGGCUUUAAUAUUGCACUCAGCUUACAAUGGGGACCUUACUUGUUGCAGCUGCUGACUGAUGCAGCCGCAGCGUUACCUGCUGAAAGGACCGGUGAUCCUCUGGAGCUCUGUUAGUCAUUUCAAUCACCUUUUUACUUUCUCUACACACAUGCACCUGUAUUUUUUCUCAUUCCAGCGUGUGUUGAGGGUUGUAGGUGUUAUUACAGGUUCUUUUUAUUUUGUUAUCGUCGAUGUUUGCCUUUUUCUGUACAGGCAGGCCUGCAGAUAUUUACUUAUUUAUGUGAUUUUUUUUUUUUGGUUUUGUUUUAUGGAUUUAUUUUCAGAACCGCUUUAUUUGAAGCUAUCAGUCUUUCUUUUGACGCUUGUUUUAGUCUCUGUGACUCGUGUACUUGCACUUUGUAAAGAUGGAUCGAAGCAAAUGAGCGACUUGCCUUUUCUUUUUUUUUUCUUUUUUUUUUAAUUGAAGAAUAAAUUGUGACAUACAGAGCUGAUGACCCAAAAUUCAAUUUCCAAUGCAUGAGCCAUCUGCAGGGACUGAACUGUGAAUUUUUGCUGGGAAGGCUCAGAUGUCAUCUAAAGACUGUCUUUGAUCAGGCUUCCAGCAGCCGAGUAUGUCACCACACCUACAGUGAUGGGAGCUGAGUGAAUGAGACUGCUGGGCUGAUAAAGGGAUGUUGUGGAGGUAGAGCACACAGCUGAAGCUUCUGUCCCGACACUGACAGACUGGUUCCUCUCAUUCAUCAAGGAUCGUUUUAUGUCUUUCCAUCAUUAACUAACCCCCACAGCAACGGUGUUACACAUUUUGUUGCCUCCCUUUUACAGAGCAGUCUAACAUGUUAGGAAAUAUACUUAUUUGUUAUCUUAUUGACCAGUCAUCAUCAUUGUGCGACCAGGACAGAGAUAAGGCUGCUGGGAGUUUAGCCUAGCUUAGCACAAAGACUGGAAGCAGAGGGAAACAGCUAGCCCUGACCCAGGACAGUCUUAGCACUCAUCAAGGCCCAGGAUCACUACCUAAUUUGGACAUUUGUCACUGUGCACUGAAAGGAGCAUGUUGAAAAUACAAACUGGCAGGAAAUGUUCAUUGUAACUUAACUGGUGGGAUAAGCUACGCCAGGUAGAGACUAAAAUGAUUUACCUUAAGAAAAGCCUCUUCUAAGUCAAUAGUUCUGCUCCGUCUGUGAAUGAACAUUAUUUGCAGGGACUUUUUUGUUACUUUUUACUCCACCUGCUGAUCUUUUUUUU
Epinephelus moara (kelp grouper) is the source of this 5265-nucleotide messenger RNA. It is a transcript of the gene braf, whose product is annotated as B-Raf proto-oncogene, serine/threonine kinase. The transcript has 20 exons. Gene Ontology annotation, biological process: signal transduction; protein phosphorylation. Bases 54 to 2522 code for a protein of 822 amino acids. Lineage: Eukaryota; Metazoa; Chordata; Actinopteri; Perciformes; Serranidae. Gene Ontology annotation, cellular component: plasma membrane; cytosol; mitochondrion. The record is from RefSeq and is a predicted model, not a curated record. Gene Ontology annotation, molecular function: protein kinase activity; ATP binding.